AAAACAUAAUACGUCAGCGGAAGAAAGAUGCUGUCGUCAUGUGUUAUCUAUGGCCUCCAAGCCGAUGCAGUGUGCGCUGCUAUGGUGACUGUAUUUCCAAAUUCAUCGGCAACAAACAUGUGUAAUCAGUAAGAAGAUCAUAACGAGUCAUCUGUUUUCGUGUGCUGGCGUGAAUCGCAACACAAUGACAAAAGCCAGAGAUCCAAGUUGGCUGCAGUGAUCGAGAGUUCAUACGAGAUGUUUCCCAUGUCGGCUGACCUCACGGGAGACACAUGCCAUCUACAGUCGAAGAUUAGCUGAAACAUCUGACCAUCUUCAAAGUCUUGGAAGGCAGCGACACACAGAGUUUACACCGUACAAGGAGGCCAAAGUGUAGAUUCCCCUGGCCCUAAACACUUCCAACACAGAGUCCAGGGGUUGCAACCAUUAACAUUAUUUAUCAUAAAAAAGAAGAAGCAGUCUUCAGAGUGUUGCACAUGUUUGUCUCCCUGUCAUCUUCUUCCAUCUCUGUCCUCGUCGCGCCGACUUCUAUCGCCUUCCUGGCGUUCUCCAGCUCUUGUCCAUCAUCUGAUGUUGAGCAUCUGAUUCUACUGUGAAGCUAACCGGCUUGCUAACAUGGCACAAGGCUGCUCCUGUGAUAACAAAACUAUCUUGCACAGAGUCUCCAGCAAAUGUGUCACCGAGGAGUACUGGCGCCGGAAGUUGCCUCCCGGUUUCCGCUACGUGCUGGACACUGUAGCCCGCAAUGUGAUGCGCAAAUCCCCACAGGACAUCUAUCUGUACUCGAGCAUCCUUCUAGAAGAAAUGAUGCUGCAGCGCCGCAAGGAGCGUAGCAUGCUGCCGGACUGGCCCUACUUCAACAAGUUCCUUCGGCGCAUUGAGCCUGCUCGGGUUCCACCCAGGACCAGUGUGCCUAAGGCCCCACCGCCAGCGAUCCCACCAAAGAAAAAGUGUUGCAAGUGUGGCCGAAUAUUAGAGGAUGAACAACGCCCUGUCCCGGGGAUCGGUGUGUACACAGAAACGCCGGAGGAUUGGGAGGGGCGCAAGCUGGUGUGCGGCGGCAGCUGCCGCAUCUUGGCCUUGGACCUCAGCAAAGAUCCUUUCGGACAUCGAGACACUCGUCGCGAAUUUCCGGACAAAGAGCCGUCCAUCGUAUCCUGCCGCUCGCUGGCGAUGCUAGUUGAUUACUAACCUGCUGGUGGUGUAACCAAAGUCAUGGCAACACACAGGUCACGUGAUUCAAAACUACAUCCCACUGCUGGGUGGCAACAGCCUCAAUGAACAUGCAAAUUAGACUUUUGAGUAGACAGAGGGCAGUUAAAUUGUCGUUAGUAGCACUCUUCUCUCGAUCUCUUUUUUUCUCACACUGAUGAAGUUCUUAACACGUGAGUAAAAUGGUCAGCAAAAAUU
This is a messenger RNA of Pomacea canaliculata, 1410 nucleotides long. RefSeq lists its product as uncharacterized. Lineage: Eukaryota; Metazoa; Mollusca; Gastropoda; Architaenioglossa; Ampullariidae. The coding region runs from base 616 to 1191 and encodes 191 amino acids. The record is from RefSeq and is a predicted model, not a curated record. The transcript is spliced from 6 exons.